Phascolarctos cinereus (koala) is the source of this 682-nucleotide messenger RNA. RefSeq names its product S100 calcium binding protein A11 (gene S100A11). NCBI's taxonomy places the organism in Eukaryota, Metazoa, Chordata, Mammalia, Diprotodontia, Phascolarctidae. Gene Ontology annotation, molecular function: calcium-dependent protein binding; calcium ion binding; S100 protein binding. Gene Ontology annotation, cellular component: cytoplasm. Gene Ontology annotation, biological process: regulation of cell population proliferation. The record is from RefSeq and is a predicted model, not a curated record.
ACAUGUUCAGAUCUGCAGGAAAUCGUCUGGACCAACCAGAGGGAAGGGACUGUCUGACUAACUCCUGAGCAAUGUAACCCAAGCGAAAGGGGCGUUGGUCGUCCAGAGAUAAGUUCCGAGCCCCACAAAUCCGUUGCUUGCUGCAUUUGCUUGCCCUCCGACGCUGCUCUCUAGAGAGGCUCCACUUCAAAUUCUCCUCUUCCCUCAACAAUGGCCAAAAAAAUCACCCCCACUGAAACAGAGAGAUGCAUUGAGUCCAUGAUAGCUGUUUUCCAGAAGUAUGCUGGUCGGGAGAUAACCAACUCCCGAAACACCCUCUCCAAGACUGAGUUCCUGGCUUUCAUGAAUACAGAGCUGGCUUCCUUCACACAGAACCAGGAUCCUGGUGUUCUGGACCGAAUGAUGAAGAAAUUGGACCUCAAUUCUGAUGGGCAGUUAGACUUUCAAGAAUUCCUGAAUCUAAUUGGGGGCUUGGCACAGGCCUGCCAUGCCUCCUUCACAGCAGCUAGCCAGCCUGUCAAGAAAAUGUGAAUGGGCCUUCCAGCCAAUUUUCCAGAUAUACCCUCCCUCCAAACCAGCCAAUGUGUACCCAUUCCUCAUAGUCACACACUGAACCCUAAGAAGCCAAGGCUACAAUACAAGCCAUUCACUUUCUAACAAUAAAAUGUGAUUUUUUAAAAAA